AUGCCCGCUGAUGACCCAUUCUCCUUUCUGCCGGAGCAGCCUCAACCACAAGCCAAACCCAAGAAGCGCGAUUGGCGUGAGAAGCUCUUCUCCAAGGAUAAGAGCAAAGCUGCAGCGCAGACAAACAGAGAGAUCGCAGACUUCUUGAGCACCUCACGGGCCCCAGAGCCAGCCCCGGCACCCCCGCCAAACGACCCGAGAUACGUCCCUCCGCAGAACAACUACGUUCCCCCAGACCUUUCGGGCUACCAGUCGAAGCCAGCCGCCGCACCUGCACCGACGGGACCAUCUUAUGAGAAUUACACCACUGCUGAGUUCUCCGACCGCCAGCAUGCACCUCCCCCUGCCCCCGCCCCUGCCAAGCCUCAUGGUCGCAAAGGCAAAGGGCUGCGAGUGGGCUUCAGCAACCGGACGCCGGACGUGAUCGGAGAAGGAGGGGACGAGUCAGAGCAACCUACGAUUGAGAUUUCGUGGACUCUCCGGAAACCACAGGGCGGAAACCAGCUGGGCAGCCUCUCACAAAACCCAUCGCGAACGCACUUGCCGGACCUGCGACUCGACACAUCGCUGGGCGAUGGCGAAUCGCGCCCUCGGCGAGCGGGCUCUUCGCCUCGCCUCGAUGACUGGAAACCGCCGCUCAUGCAAAAUAUGCAGGACUCGGACUUCCUGCGGACCCUGCCUCUGAGCGAAAGCGGCUCCAGGCUGUCCUUCCGCGGCGAUAGCGAAGAGAGCGCGUUCGCGCAGCGAGUGCGCGAUAAGAUGCAGGCAGAGGAAGGGCGUGCCCUGCAUCAUCGUUAUGAUGAGGAUACAUCGUCUCCAGGUGUUGACGAUGAAGACCUAUCCACUCCCCCCAGCCCACCCAGCCCUGAACCGCCUUUGAAAGGCCAUCACGACCUUCACGAUUCCGAAUCUACCUACGACACAGCCCCAACGUCAGCCACGUCUCAUGCGCCAUCAGCCUCUCUAUCAAUGAUGUCCAUUGUAGACUCGAUUCGGAACCCACCUAGCCCCGCAGUACACCGUGCGCCCGCGCCCGCGCCGGCAAGCCUCAGUCCCAUCGACCCCCGAAUGCCACCAAACCUCAUCCCUGGUAGCCCCGGCAAGGUUUCCCCCACGCUCACCAAACCCCCUCCUCAAAUCCUGCCAGAUCCAACUCAUGUCGCGCCCCCCAGCGGCAAGGCCCAAGAGCCUCCUAAGGAGGCUGCUCGUAGCUCCCAACCCAAGUUCUCUAUCCGCAACAUCGCCAAUCAGGUUGGUGACACCGCAUUUGCCGAGUUUAAGGAAUAUACUGGUCGCUACGAGAGCAUGAUCCAGCUCGCAGCGGAGAGUGUGAAGCCAUUGAUGGAGACCUCGCUCAGCGAAUGGGUUCGCGCUGCGGUAUGGUGGUUCCUUCGAGGAAAGACCCGCCUGGAAGUCUACGCUCGUUCCCGUGCAACCCUGCCACCGAGCUUUGCGAAACAGGCGGUAAUCGAUCUUGGAAAGGCAUUGUGGAUCACCGAAAACAUCGUGCCCAGCCAUUCAGAACUCACACGCUACGGCUCCAUGAGUAUCGACUCUUUGAUUGCCGUUGCAAGCACCACAGGAGACAAAAGUCUGGCAGACCACUUGAGCAUGCAUCAAACCGCCCUUAACCACCUCCGCUCGCUGUCUAUGUCCAUCAAACGCAAUAACAUCCUCGCUUCGGUUGUUUCAGACGAAGGCUCUCCUACCCAGCUAGACACCACGAUCUGGCUGCGUUACCCCUUCUACGCCCCCGAUGUAUCGGCAGUUCUAUCUGGCGCCGCAACAAGGUCAAUGCUUGCCGACACCACAGCCAAGACGCCAAGCCUAGUGAACAUGAUGCCACUAAGUGAUACUGGUCGCUACUUCAGCUAUGGUACCUUGUUCGUGCAGGUCUGCGUUAGUUCUAGCGAUGACGACGGACAGCAACAAUAUGCCAUGCCGUGCGCACUGACCAUUGUCCGAGAACGAUCGGAUUGGUAUGUUUGCGCGGCUAUCACCAGUCAAAGUCAACUAGUGAACAUUAUGAUUCAAUCCGACCGCAAACAAGGUCCCACGUGGGAUGAUGUGGAAUGGCAAGUCCGAUCCAACUCUAUGCGGGCCAAACUUCCAAGAGGGUUCGAGCUGGAUGUUAUGUUCAAAGAAGAAGACUUCAAGACUCUCUGGAACAUCGUCAAGUACACCAAAAAAUCGGAGGACAGCCUCCAUCCGGAGGCAGGGGAGACGGUUGUUUUCGAGAAUACAGUGAAGUCCUUCCAAUACAUGGAUCCAGGUACUCCGAAAGCGUUCCCUCCCGACCCCGUGGAGCGCUGUCGCGUGCGCUUGUUCGAGCGCUCUGUGACCAUCACCGAAGGAACGGGCACUCGCAAUGCGCAUCGUGGAUUCCGUAUGGCUGUCCUGACUAGCCCUAGGGUGAAGACCCUAAGCAGUAUUCGCCACACUCUGGGGAAUGGGUCCCCAGUGGUGUUUGGUCUUUUACGGGGUGAAAACGGUGCCCCUGCCCUCCUCCUCAAGGUGACCGAAGAUGGCCGCACUAGGUCAAUGCUGAUGACUUUCCAUGAAGUCGAGGAGCGUGCCGAAUUACAUUCUGUAUUACUCGGCAUGCUACCACGCAAUGGUGAACUCAAGUCCCCUGAAAUUGCUCUUACAUCCUAUUGCAUUGAGCAGCCUGAAGAUCACUUCAGCGGCCGGCCCUCUGUCAAGCAUCUGGAGUUCCCUGCCGGGAGCGUAUGCGUCAUUGACCAGGAGCAUGCCUAUGUUGACCAUGGAUAUGGCCCAACAAUUCUUUCAGAAAACUUGAGGGCAUUUGUUGCCACUGAGUGGGGGUCUGUUACAGAUCGUAUCAACUUGGGGCCUGGUGAAUUGAAGGUUGGAUUGGACGUUAAGCGCCCAACCAGCAUGAGUUUGUUCCGUCCUGCGCAGCAGGAUUUGACUCUCUCACUUGCCGACAAUCUCGUCGCUCCCGAGCUGCCAGGAAAAAUGGCAGGACUUCUAGAAAAGAUUACAGCUAAGCCCAUGAUUCGCCGAUUCGACUUCCCGACUAUGCAGGAUCUUCAUGCGUUCGAGGCAGCAGUCACCGGUUUCAAGGUGCUUUACGACGGCAUGGCUUCAUCAUUCUCAAUCUCUCGUCGACGCAGCAUGGUCCCGAUCUACAAGAAAUGGGAAGCCUCUCUGGCUCGAGUUCAAAUCGUUCGACAGGAGAAGGUUGUCCAGCUGCUUGCUUUCUUUGGUGAAUUCCAGCAUGGUACAUGCAUGAACUUUGUGCUGAAGGGCACCGACAUCAUGGAGUCAUUCGGGCGGUCAGGUAAAUUUGGCAUUCGCAUGGUCGAUGCCAAAUUUGCCCUUCCAAGGAAGGAUGAAGACCCUGUCUCGAACUUCGUUUGUCUCGACAUGCCGGAGUAUCCCAUUGAACAUGACGACAUUGCUAUCACAUUCGAAACUGAGGCUGCCCGUGCUACUUUCAAGGCAGCUCUGCCUGGAUCAUCCCGGACGCCCGGCGGACCACCCGGCUCACGUGGUCUUGAUUACGCGAAACCCGAUUACGCGGGGUUCCCCUCACCGGGCCGUUGUCGGAGUAUCAUAUUUGAACCCGUUGUACAUUCGAACAUAGCAUACUCAACCAUGUCUUCUCAAGGCGCUUCCACGCGCUCUCUUCAUGCCGACGAUUCUCUUAAUGUCGUUACUGAUGUUUCUCCUCCCAUCCAUCUCUCCACCACAUUUCGUUACUCCAAUGAUCCCUCCAAGCUAGUCCCGGCCGCCGAUGCCACUUUCGACCCUGCCUCAACCUCCCAUAUUUACUCCCGCGUAUCCGCGCUCAAUUCAACCCGCUUUGAAAUGAUACUCUCCUCGCUGCUCAAUGGUCACGCCGUAAGCUAUUCUUCGGGUCUCUCAGCCCUACACGGAGCCCUGACGCUCCUCAAUCCGCGCAACAUAUCCGUUGGAGAGGGCUAUCACGGCUGUCACGGUGUCAUUGGCCUCUUCACCCGCAAUACAGGCCUGAAAAAGCUUCCCCUAGACUGUCCCGCGGAGUCACUCGAAAAGGGCGAUGUCAUCCUCCUGGAAACACCAGUCAACCCCCAUGGAACGGCCUUCGAUAUCGCAUCCUUCGCCGCAAAGGCUCACUCGCGAGGCGCGAUCCUCAUAGUUGACUCCACCUUCGCCCCGCCAGGCUUACAAGAACCCUUUGAUUUCGGCGCGGACAUCAUCAUGCACUCCGGCACCAAGUAUUUCGGCGGCCACUCCGAUCUCCUCUCCGGAGUCCUGGCAACCAAGAAUGAAGAGUGGGCCACACAACUCAAGAUAGACCGUCUCUACAUCGGCUCAGUCAUGGGCAACCUGGAAUCCUGGCUCGGCGUCCGCAGUCUCCGCACCCUCGAAGUCCGUCUCCAGCGUCAAAGUGAGAAUGCAAGCAAAUUGGUAUCGUGGCUGGACACAUCCUUGCGCGCGACAAACCCAAGCCCGGGCUCGGACGAAUCUGCCGUGCAGGCCGUUCUUGGGAGCAUUUCCCAUGCCUCGCUGCAGGAUGGAGGGGAUUGGCUGAAGAAGCAGAUGCCGAAUGGGUUCGGGCCUGUUUUCUCCAUCAAUAUGAAGGAGGAGAAAUUUGCCAGGACAUUGCCUAGUCUGCUGCAUUUCUUCCAGCAUGCUACUAGUCUUGGAGGCGUGGAGACUCUUAUCGAGUGGAGAACUAUGUCGGAUACUACGGUUGAACGGACGUUGUUGAGAAUUAGCGUUGGAUUGGAGAACUGGGAGGAUCUUAGAAGUGAUCUGCUGGACGCGUUCAAGGAACUCGCAAAGUGA
Molecule: messenger RNA, 4797 nt
Organism: Penicillium olsonii
Lineage: Eukaryota; Fungi; Ascomycota; Eurotiomycetes; Eurotiales; Aspergillaceae
Source: the annotation of a GenBank genome assembly